GCGGUCCGGGGCUGGGGGAGGGGGCCGAGUACCUCGAGUCACUGCUGUGGGGAGAGCUCGGCGCGGGAAGACCGAGCUGGUUUCUUAUGAGAAGCAUAUUGCUGAGCUUUUUUACUCUUUUAUCCGAUUGACUUAACAGGCCCUGCCUCCACAGCACCAAAAUAGAUCUGUGGAAUGAGUGUAAAGAAGGCUGAGAACAGGUGUCUGUCAUGGAAGGAGACCUUCUGACCUGACACCUACACUAGAAGUUAGAGUCCUGGGAGAGUGGACCCUGGAGUGGCUGGACCUGCAAACUUGAAUCUGUCCCAGAACUGGCAAGAUCUGAAUGAUAACAUUUCAUCCUUGAAAGAUCAGCAACAGCUGUGUGACGGUGGAAUGUUUGACCAAGAUGAUGGAAAGAAGAGCUUGGUGUUCUCGCGACCCCACACUUUCCAAGGAAGAAGAGGACAUGGCCGGGUCUUUUAGAAAAGUGACAUUCAAGGAUGUGGCUGUGGACCUCACCCAGGAGGAAUGGCAGCAAAUGAAACCUGCUCAGAGGCGCUUGUACCGGGACGUGAUGCUGGAGACCUAUAGCAACCUAGUUACAGUGGGGUGUGAAGUCACCAAACCAGAUGUGAUCUUCAAGUUAGAACAAGAAGAGGAGCCGUGGGUGCUGGAGGAAGAAAUGUUUUGGCGGGACUCUCCAGACUCCAGAAGAGUUGGAAAGAAGAGUUCUGCAUCCAAAGACAUGGCUGAGGGCUUGAAGUUCAAAGAUGUGGUCAUCUACUUCUCUCGAGAGGAAUGGGAAUGCUUACACCGUGGCCAGAGGAAUUUGUACCGGGAUGUAAUGCUGGAGAAUUACAGCAGCCUGAUAUCACUAGGUCCUGCUGAUACUAAGCCAAGUGUGAUCUCCCUUUUGGAGCAGGGGAAAGAGCCCUGGAUGGUUAUGAGGACUGGGACAAAGGAAGAAUGGCAUCACGAUUGGGAGUCUAGAAGAGAAAGCAAGAAGAUACCCCCAAAGGACAGUUACAAGAUUAAACCACUGCAACAGACGAUAACCAAAAAACAUACAUACUCCAACCUUGAGGGCACCAGUGCCAGAGGUAGCAGGGAAAUCACAUGCCAGUUGGAGAGGCAACAGGGACAUCAGGAGAGACAUUUGAGACAAGCCAUAGUAACCUCUAGUGACAGGUCCACUUCCAUUCAGUGCACAGCCCACAGAGAAGCUCAUCCUGGAGACAGACCCUGUGGGUGCAGCCUGUGCAAGAAAACUUUCAGGCGCCAAUCAUGUCCCAUUCAGCAUGCACAAAUUCACAAUAAGGAAAAAGACACUGAAUGUGCACAAUGUGGCAAGGUGUGUAACAGUAGGUCAGACUUGAUUAACCAUCAGAGACUUCAUGAAAACAAAAAAAGCAAUGAAAAGAAGAAAGAUGCCCUUAUUCCUGGCUCUGACGUGCCUAAGCCUCAGAGUACUCAUAGUACUGAGAAACCGCAUAAGUGUAAGGAAUGUGGGAAAGGCUUUCAUUCUACCUCACAACUUAGUCACCAUCAAAAGUUGCAUCUAGGAGAGAAACCCUACAAAUGUAAGGAGUGUGGGAAGGCUUUUAAAUCUACUGCACAACUUAAUCUUCAUCAGAGAGUUCAUACUGAUGAGAAGUGCUUCGAAUGUAAGGAGUGUGGGAAAGCCUUCACCCGCCCCUCACACCUUCUUCGUCACCAAAGAAUCCAUACUGGUGAAAAGCCUCAUAAGUGUAAGGAAUGUGGGAAGGCUUUUCGUUAUGACACGCAGCUUAGUCUUCAUCAGCUGGCUCAUACCGGGACAAAGCGCUAUGAAUGUAAGGACUGUGACAAAGUGUAUAGCUGUGCCUCACAGCUGAGUCUGCAUCAGAUGACUCACACUGGGGAGAAGCCCCACAAGUGUAAGGAAUGUGGGAAAGGCUUCAUCUCUGAUUCACAUCUUCUUCGCCAUCAGAGUGUUCACACUGGUGAAACGCCCUAUAAAUGUAAGGAGUGUGGCAAAGGGUUUCGUCGUGGCACAGAACUUGCCCGACAUCAGAGAGCUCAUGCUGGUGAUAAGCCUUAUAAAUGUAAGGAAUGUGGGAAGGCCUUUACUUGUAGCACAGAACUUGUUAGACAUCAAAAAGUUCACACUGGUGAGAGACCCCACAAAUGUAAGGAAUGUGGGAAGGCUUUUAUUCGAAGAUCAGAACUAACUCAUCACACAAGAAGCCACAGCGGGGAAAAGCCCUAUGAGUGUAAGGAAUGUGGGAAGACCUUCGGUCGUGGCUCAGAACUUAGUCGACACCUGAAAAUCCAUACUGGUGAGAAGCCCUAUGAGUGUAAGCAAUGUGGGAAGGCCUUUAUCCGUGGCUCCCACCUUACUCAACAUCAGAGAAUUCAUACAGGACAGAGAAGUGAAUGAGGAAAUGUGAGAAGUGCAAAAUUUGAUUAACAUCAGAAAAGUCACGCUAAUUUUAAAAAGCCUGUGGUGGUGACAGAUGUGGGAAAGCAAAGUAGGUUUCUCACCGGCAUUGGAAUUCAUGGGGGGAAAGGGGCACACCAUGACCUGAAAAGCCAUUUAAAACCAGAAAUGAUUAGACACUUGUCACUGGUUAGAAACCUUAUACACGUUAGAAAUUGGGAUAGGAUAGUUUCAGAAUUUAUAAGGCUUUAGUUGGUGAAAAACUGGAAAAUUCCAUGAGUGUAAGGAAAGGAGCAACGCCCUUUUGGUGACCCAGAACCAAAUAAACCUCAGGGAGUUCAUGGCAGGGAAAAGCAGAGGGCAGUGGAUAGUUCAGAGAAAUCAGCCAUUGGGGACUUCUUUUGACAUUGGGAUCAUGUAGACCAGGCUGGCCUCAAACUCAGAGAUUCACCUGCCUCCUGAGUGAUGGGAUUAAAGGCAUGCACCACCACGUGCUUGUGUUUUCUAGGAUAGCAUCCAGCUAGUAUUUAAAGUGUGUCGAAUGUAGCCAGACAUAGUGGGGUGCAUGCCUGUGGUCCUAAUACUUGGGAAGCAUAGGGAGGAGGAUCACAAGUUUGAAACCAACCUGGAAACCCUGUCUCAAGGCA
Nannospalax galili (Upper Galilee mountains blind mole rat) is the source of this 3048-nucleotide messenger RNA. RefSeq names its product zinc finger protein 568 (gene Znf568). The transcript is spliced from 10 exons. NCBI's taxonomy places the organism in Eukaryota, Metazoa, Chordata, Mammalia, Rodentia, Spalacidae. Gene Ontology annotation, molecular function: RNA polymerase II cis-regulatory region sequence-specific DNA binding; DNA-binding transcription factor activity, RNA polymerase II-specific. The record is from RefSeq and is a predicted model, not a curated record. The coding region runs from base 389 to 2401 and encodes 670 amino acids. Gene Ontology annotation, biological process: regulation of transcription by RNA polymerase II.